CUUUUAAAUAUAUAUAGCUCAGUUUUCAUUCCCUACGUCAAGAAGACGACUAAAACUAACCAAAAAAAAAAAAACAAAAUAUGGAAGAUCCAGAGGACUUUUUAUUUGGACCAUCAGAAGUUAUGAGUUUUAUGAAACAAUUGGAAGAUAUUAUAGCAGCCAAUAAAUCAGAUAACACCAAAGAGAAGGAUGUAAAGACACCGGAAGUUGAUAUUACAGCUGGUGUGACAGAAGACAAUUUUAUAGUCAUUCGACGAAUGCCAAAGGGUAAGAAAUCCUAUGGUGCCUCAAAGUCCGUGUCAAGACGAACCCACAAGCCGGUUAAUGUGAAUCAGAUGUCGUUUAUGCGUCAAGUCGAUGUGACUAAAAAACAACGUCAACAGGCGUUUGAGGAACGCCAUCGAGUGGCUGAGAAUUUUCGCAGAUUGGGCAACGAUGAUUUUCGUAAAAAUAAUUAUGAGCGUGCCAUUUUAAUGUAUACCAAAGGUUUAUCGUAUAUUAAUGAUACGCCAGUUCUCUAUUGUAAUCGUGCUUUGGCUUUUGUAAAGAAACGUGAAUAUAACUUGGCUCUAUUGGAUUUGGAUUAUGUCUUGCAUAAAUUAAAUCCCAAAUGUAUGAAAGCUUGGCUCUAUCGUGCUGGCACCAUGAAACGUAUGAAUAACGAAACUGGAUUCGAAUCAGCCAUAAAUAUGGCUCGCAAAUACCAAAGAACAGAAAAGGAUACUGCAUAUUUACAAAUGUUUUUGGAAAAAGUGCGUUCGGAUUUCUAAAUGGGGCACUUUUGCAUUCAUAUAGAUUUUUAUCUUUAAACAACAAAUUUUCAAAAUUGUUGGCUGUCAGCCUCGUUUCCGUUCUCUUCCUGCCCAUCAAGCCCACUUUUUAUGUUGUGUAAUAUCGAUUGCAAUACCUUUUAUUUUCAACUCUAUUCAUUUACUGUCACAUGCAAUCUAUUUACUCUCAAAUAUUAACUCUAAAAAACAAAAGGAAAUUUAAAUAAAAUUACAAAACCAAAAA
Messenger RNA from Drosophila willistoni, 1014 nucleotides. RefSeq lists its product as uncharacterized. The coding region runs from base 81 to 770 and encodes 229 amino acids. Lineage: Eukaryota; Metazoa; Arthropoda; Insecta; Diptera; Drosophilidae. The record is from RefSeq and is a predicted model, not a curated record. Gene Ontology annotation, molecular function: protein binding. The transcript has 4 exons.